UUGUUUUUAACUCGUUAUUGUUUAAUCUGUAGUAAAUGAAUUGGAAAAAUAUUCCUGUCAACGACGAGAAAUGGUCAUGCAUGGUGACGCUGUUGGCAGAAGAGCACGUAGUCGACAAGUUUCUUGUGACGUCCUUCGAGAACUCAUACCAUCCAAAGUUGAUUGUCAACUUGAACCGGAAAGUCUUGAGACAACAUUUUCUAUGGGGCGGGGUCAAAAGGAAUUCACACUAUUUGCCAGGAUCGAGGAAUGACGAGAAAAGCAAAACUGCCUCGGGCAACAAACAUUCGUUAUUCAAACAGGACGCAAAGGAAAUCAAAAACUACAUCUUGAAAGUGAGAGACUUGAUGCUGUUCAGGAUCGCGGCACAUCCGAAAAAGGAGUUGUUCUGCAGCGUUUCGGGAUUUCCGUCGCCUGGACCUCACGUAUACUUCGUGCUAACGGGUUUUAAGGACGUGAACUUGAUCGUCGAUUUAUUGGAGGUGAACGUCCCUGUCAAUUUGGCUAUUUCUGUUCACUUCGAAUGGAAGACGAUCGCCGCCAAAAAUUGGAUAGAGGAGAUGGUCAAAGAACGCGGGAGUAUCGAUUCGAAGAAAGCCGGAACGAGCAUCACAAGCCAAUCGUCGAAAGUGCCGUCGAAUUCAUACUGGGUUGAUCUAGACGAACUGAUCCGUAAUCACCCCCAGAAAGAACUUUUCAACAAUUUCAUCGUCGUACCGUACAAAGUGCAAGAAAUCAAAAACGCCCCGCUGGAAAUGUACGGUCAGGUUAUGUUCGACGCAGUGAAAUCGCUCAUGUUCAAAUGGGUCGACCAAAUGAGAACUUACAUACACUACAUGAACGAUGGCAAUGUCGUAGAAAUCCCGACGGCACAGGUGAACGACUUGCUGGUGAUACCGUACCAGCUGUUGUUGGAGAUGAUGCCGUUGGAAAACACGACCAUAGAAUUGAUACUUUUCAGCAUGGUGGAGGUCAUCGUGGAAAAAGCGAAAAGUACGUGUCCCUCGUUGAAGAGUACGGUGCUCAUCGAAAGCAAGUCCUUUCAGGACAGCGAUCUAGGAGAACAGCCCGUUUUGCUCCACUACAAGGACAAAAUCGGGAUCGAAUAUGUCGACAUCGACUCCACGGGUUUCGACCUAAUGGAAAUUCACAUAAACACGUACAAAAACAUGCCGUAUUCCACGCUUUGGCGUUAUUACGAGGAACAGGACGCGGCGACCCGGAUCAGCAAACAGAGCCAUUUAUACAAGCUGUGGAAAUGCGGGGAUGUUAAAAUGCCCUUCGAUAUGUUCCAGCUUCACUUACACCAAAUGAUCUUCACCAAACUCAUAAAUUUGUCGGAAAAAAACGACGAAAUCUCUAAUGAAGAAUUUUCCAAAAUUGCUUUCAAAUUUGAAGAAAUGUCCAUCGAAGACAAGGACAACAUGAAAUUAUCGAAAUUUCAUCAUUGUAGAGAGCUGUUGAGCAUGUUCGAUUACAACGUCAAGGGCUAUCUGUUCAACUCCCUUCGAGUAGAAGAGCUGAAGGCAGACUUAAUCCUUCAGUGUCUUCAGGACGCUUUUAACAAAUACAACUGGUCCUACUACCAUUACCUCACCCUCACUGAUAAAAUCGUCUUCUGGUUUAAGAACGAAUUCAAUUACGAAGGACCUACGACGUCUGAACUAUUCCUACGUCUAGAUACAAACGUGAGCUUUAGGGAAUUUCACUUCUUGCCGAAGAAAGAGAAAUGGCUCGAAAUCAAUCGUGACAAAAUAAGAGAGGCCGACGAACUGGCCAGAAAGUCAUUCAUCCAUCGUUUUCUCCCCGAUUGUGAAAUAGACGACAAAUCGGCAGAAAAGCUUCAAUACCCGCUUCCGCCGAUACAGAAAAGCCCGAUGGGCAGAAGGCUUGUGUACGACACGGAAAGCCUGAUCAUCGACGAAGAAAUCGGAAAAUUCGUCAGUUACGAAGGGCCGAUUGUCACCAUCAGACGUGACAACAGAGAACUUAGUGAAACGAUAACCUUAGACUCUUUUGGAAAUACCUUUGUCUUUAAGAUAAGCACAUCCAACCAACAGGAAGCGCCGGUAAAGUCUCUGUUCGUUCAAGCGAACAACGGCAUUAUUUUCAAUUUGGAUGUAGAGAGAAUCAAAACGGCAUACCCGGAAACUACCGGCAAAAAAGCUUCCAGGAUCGAGACGGAUGUCAAACUUGACGUCGUCGCCACACUGCCCAACGGUCUCACCCUUAAGUUCGUUAAAAUCGACGAACAAGUCUGCGUUUAUCAGAAAUACCUCUACGAAGAGCUCUACUGGUACAACGGAGUCAAAGAAAGCCUCAGAGUGUGCAUGAACAACGGUUCGGUCAUACAGUUCAUGCUGAACGGCGAAAUAUCCAUCCUCCAUCCGGAUUCUACAGUCACGACGAUUUACGAGGCCCGCUUAAUGACCGAAAAAGAAUUGAUGAUGAGCAUUGACUUGAUGAACCAAAUUGUGCAAAUUGAGAGGGAAAGGGCGGCCAGUGUGAAAGCACAUAGGGUCAGGAAAAACACGUUUGAAUUGAGAAAAGGUGUGAAAUCCCCGAAAAAGAGCGAGACGAAAAAAACCUCAUCAAUCCCACAGUUGCGUUACACUUUGCCGAGCAGGCUGAAAAUCAUCGAGUACGACAUGUUGGACUGGUGUGGGGUCAGGUGGACCUACAAGGACAACCAGCUUUGCGACAAACGCCAGGAUUGCAAGAUCCGUGCUGCGCACAACCUCGGCCGUGAGCUCUACGUGAAAAGGGGCGACAUUUCGACCAGUUUCUACAAAUACGACGGCACCCUCCAUUUCAAAUACGCCGACGGCACGCUCAUCACGUCGAUCCCUCGCGAAAUAAGGAUAGACCCGUCGAAGAUCCUCACCACGCCAAAUCGCGCCACGAGUAAACAAAAGACGCCUAGCCAGGUCGAAGAGCCGAACGAAGACGAAGAAUUCAUAGGAUUUGAAAACGAGUAUUUGCAAGAACACCCAAAAUACGUUAGAGUACAUUUCAAAAAGUCAGACAUAUGCUCGGUCCGACUGGAAGAAUCGACGUGCAUGACGAGGAACGGCGAUGCCACCUACUUCAUACGCCUCGACGAAACGACGACCGUUCAAAUCGAGAAGGAGUUAAUAACGAUCAAAUCAAAAAGAAAAGAUGAACAUCGCAACGUAACAGUGACAGAGAUCAAUCUUCAAACCGGUUCUUCGAGUAAACAGCCUAUUUUCAAGUGCACGGACAGCCUCAUGCGGGCUUUGUGCGUGUACUCGGACGGCAAAUUCGAAUGUGUCUGCCUCGACGAGAGCAUCAACGCGAAGGAUUCCGUAGCUAGAGAUAUGCUUUACACAAACAGGUUUUUCGUGGUGGGUCGAGACUUCUCCGGGUGGGAAUUCGUGCCCGAUUUCUGUGAUAAUAGUACCCAAUCGACCAUAGUGACAAGCGAAAAUCUAGCAAGCGUCGUAGAAGAAGAAGAAAAAGAGGAGGAGGAGGAGGAAGAAGAAGAAGAAGAAGAAGAAAAAGAAGAAGAAGAAAAAGAAGAAAUAGAAAGGAACGUGAUUGACGAUGUCUUCAACGUUCAUGACAGUUCGACCUCGUACUUGGACUCGUCUUGCGACCUCUCUUCGACACUGCUCGAUUCGCCAGAAGACAGCCUCGACGAGGAGACCGUCAACUACGGCGACGAGUUGAAAUUCAAGGUGGAAAUCAACAAUAAGAAGCUGUUCAGGUCCAAGACCCAGAGAUUCGACAUACCUUACAAAUUCACGGAUUACAAGAUGACCUUCCUGAAGAAAAAGGACCUGUCGCACUAUCUCCCCCUCAGUUUCAAAUGGUUGUUCGCCUUGUCCGGAAAUCACUACUACGGAACGCCGGCCAUUGAAAGAAGCUGGGAAAAUCAACAUAAGGAGGUGCCGAGUCCGUAUGGGCAUUCAAAACCGUUGGCCGUACUGUACGAGAGGUAUCACACGACCGAUACAUACGCCGACAUGUACAAACUGUAUAAAUCCGCUUUUAUCAACUAUUUAAAUUAUCACAAGGAAAUAUUUCAACUGUAUAAACAAUAUUUGGAAAAUCCUACAUUUUAUUAUUUUGACGAUGUCGUUGUGCCGGAGCCGACAAUAAACGUCAAAGCACUUAUUCAUCAUGAUGAUCAGGAUGGAAACAUACAAGAGCUGUUAAGGGCGAAGAAAGCCAUCACGUCCUCACUCGUUAAAAUAAUUUAAUACGUUGCACAGAAAAUGUUUCAAUUU
Cimex lectularius (bed bug) is the source of this 4250-nucleotide messenger RNA. RefSeq lists its product as uncharacterized. The record is from RefSeq and is a predicted model, not a curated record. Gene Ontology annotation, biological process: axonemal central apparatus assembly; epithelial cilium movement involved in extracellular fluid movement. Lineage: Eukaryota; Metazoa; Arthropoda; Insecta; Hemiptera; Cimicidae. Gene Ontology annotation, cellular component: axonemal central apparatus. Bases 36 to 4223 code for a protein of 1395 amino acids. The transcript has 2 exons.